Molecule: messenger RNA, 1148 nt
Organism: Protobothrops mucrosquamatus (brown spotted pit viper)
Lineage: Eukaryota; Metazoa; Chordata; Lepidosauria; Squamata; Viperidae
Product: CUB and zona pellucida-like domain-containing protein 1
Exons: 5
Coding region: 139-849 (236 amino acids)
Cellular component (GO): cell surface
Source: RefSeq, a predicted model, not a curated record
UGGAAUAAUAGUGUUGCAAAUGUUUUUUUUUCAACAGCCUUACCACCACCACCACCACCAACGACCACAGUGGCCACGAUAGCCACUCUUCCAGAAGAUACCACAGAUUUUGUAACACUUUCUUGCUAUACGGAAUACAUGAAGGCAGUUAUUGGGAGACAAUAUCUCAUUUCAAAGGGCUGCCUUGACUGUAAUUUGUACAUAAGUGAUGCCACCUGUACACCUGACAUUUCAGAAGAUAAGUUUACAUUCUAUAUACCAUAUGAUGGUUGUGGAACCAAACGGGAAAAUAAUGGGAAGAUAAGCACUUUUACCAAUAUUGUGAGCAGCUCUGGGAAUGGCGUAAAUCCUCAGUUUCAAUUCACCUGCAAAAUGGAGCUCAGCAGAAAUAUGGAAGUCACCCACAACAUUGAUGAAUUUGAAUGCACAAAUCAAGGGCCAAAAUUUCAUAUGGAGUUUUUAUUUUAUAAGUCACCUUUCUUUACACAGCCAAUAAAUAACAUGGGUUACUUUAUGAACCUGAACCAGAAUGCAUUUAUCCAAGCCACACUCCACAGCUUUAAUAGUAAUCAAAUAUUAUUCAUGGACUCUUGUGUGGCAUCCCCUAACCGUUACGACUUCAAAACUGAAACUUAUAUCAUGAUAAAUAAAGGAUGCAAAAUGGAUAGCACAUACCAACUUUUUUCUUCAAGGAACAGGAGAAGCAUCAGCUUUAGAUUUAAAUCCUUCACAUUGAGCAAGAGCUAUUCCACAGUUUAUAUUCGUUGCAAAAUACUAGUGUGUAAAGAACCUUAUUCCUCUCGUUGCUACCAAGGCUGCUAUAAAAGCAACAGAAUAACAUGGAAAUAAUUUUUCUGGGCUAUUUAUGCUUACCAAAUGAAUAGCAGCUUGAAUGUAAUCAAACGUAUGAUCUUUUCUUAGGAAUCAAAUCUUUCUCAAUAAUGACAAUUUUUACAUGAUUACAUUGCAGAAUUGAACUAUUCAGUGUUUAAAUGUUUUCACUGUUGUGCUUUUAUCUAUCUUCUCCUUCCUGUCAUCUGGUACACUUUGAUUUGAUGUGGGAAGAUGUACAACUCUUUUGCCUUAAUUCAUCAUACUUAAUUAGUUUAACAACCUAGCAAAAUAAAUAAAGAUAGCUGGAAACAUUC